Molecule: messenger RNA, 6395 nt
Organism: Amyelois transitella
Lineage: Eukaryota; Metazoa; Arthropoda; Insecta; Lepidoptera; Pyralidae
Gene: nompC
Product: serine/threonine-protein phosphatase 6 regulatory ankyrin repeat subunit B
Exons: 19
Coding region: 70-5196 (1708 amino acids)
Biological process (GO): GPI anchor biosynthetic process; calcium ion transmembrane transport
Cellular component (GO): membrane; glycosylphosphatidylinositol-N-acetylglucosaminyltransferase (GPI-GnT) complex
Molecular function (GO): calcium channel activity; protein binding
Source: RefSeq, a predicted model, not a curated record
CCGCCCGCCGCACCACAACCAUGCCGACUCCACCAGUGAUAUAGGACAGUGUCGUGAAGUAAUGUGAGGAUGUCCCAGGCCCCUAGCGGGAAGAAGGGCGGGAAGGGCCCCCCGAAGAAGAACGAUGAAGAUAAAACCCAACCGGCCAAACCGGACGACAAAGAUGAAACCUCGUCCAUCAACGGAGAUAAAAACAAGGAUGGAAAUGGAGAUGUGGUGCCAAAGCCCCCGAGUGCGGGGGUUAAUAUACGAGAAGUGGCCGGGAAGAUCCUGGUGUUGGCCCAGAAGGGGGAAUGGUCGGCCGUGGAGCAGACCCUCAAGGUGUUGGAGAAGCUGGUGGCGGCAGGGGGAGAUGACACCGUCUCCGUGCCCAUGGCGGGCAUUCUGGACCCGACGACGGGGAUGACACCGCUGAUGUACGCGGUGAAGGAUAACCGCACCUCCUUCGUGGAGAGACUCAUCGAGCUCGGGUCCGAUGUCGGAGCGAGGAACAACGACAACUACAAUGUUCUGCACAUAUCGGCCAUGUAUGCUCGGGAGGACAUUGUCAAGUUGCUGUUGUCCAAGAGAGGCGUCGAUCCCUUCGCUACGGGUGGGAGUCGCCAGCAGACGGCCGUACACCUGGUCGCUAGCAGACAGACCGGCACAGCCACCAGCAUCCUGCGGGCGCUCCUCACUGCAGCGGGCAAGGACAUCCGCCUGAGGAUAGAUGGGAGGGGGAAGAUCCCGCUGCUGCUGGCGGUGGAGGCCGGCAACCAGAGCAUGGUUCGCGAGCUGCUCAGCGCUCAAACCGCAGAACAACUCAAGGCCUCCACACCAGCCGGCGACACAGCCCUCCACCUCGCCGCUCGGAGACGAGACGUGGACAUGGCCCGUAUUCUCGUCGACUACGGCGCUGCCGUGGACGCGGUCAACGGCGCCGGCCAGACCGCGCUACACAUCGCCGCCGCCGAGGGAGACGAGCCCCUCGUCAAGUACUUCUACGGCGUCAGGGCUAAUGCUGCUAUUGCUGAUAACGAAGACCGAACUCCCAUGCACUUGGCCGCAGAGAACGGUCAUGCAGCCAUCAUCGAACUGUUAGCAGACAAGUUCAAAGCCUCGAUAUUCGAGCGUACUAAAGAUGGCAGCACAUUGAUGCACAUAGCCUCCCUGAACGGCCAUGCCGACUGCGCCAUGAUGUUGUUCAAGAAGGGGGUGUAUCUUCAUAUGCCUAACAAGGAUGGAGCCCGCAGCAUCCACACCGCCGCGCGAUACGGCCACGUGGGCAUCAUCAACACACUGCUACAGAAAGGAGAGAGUGUGGACGUCACCACUAAUGAUAACUACACAGCUCUCCACAUAGCGGUGGAGUCAUGCAAGCCGGCGGUGGUGGAGACGCUGCUGGGUUACGGAGCUGACGUCCACAUACGAGGGGGCAAGCAGAGGGAGACGCCUCUGCACAUCGCAGCCAGGAUUCCUGAUGGUGACAAAUGUGCUCUAAUGUUGUUGAAGUCAGGUGCUGGACCAAACAAAGCAACUGAGGAUGGUAUGACUCCCGUCCACGUGGCCGCUAAGUUCGGGAAUCUCGCCACUCUCACGCUGCUUUUAGACGAUGGAGGGGAUCCAUUGAGGAAAACAAAGACUGGAGAAACGCCACUUCACUUAGCAUGUCGCGGUUGCAAACCUGACGUCGUGAGGCAUUUAAUUGAGUUUGUCAAAGAUCACAAAGGAGAAAGUGUUUCAACUUCAUACAUUGAUGCGGUUGAUGAGGAUGGUGCCAGCGCUUUACAUUAUGCGUGUAAAAUCACAUCAGAAGAAGUCAAAAUAGCAUCAGCUGAUAAACAAGUUGUCAAAUGCUUAAUAGAAAACGGAGCAGAUGUGACGUUAAUUACGAAACAUAACCACGAAACGGCAUUCCACUUUUGUGCUAUAGCGGGUAAUAAUGACGUGAUGACUGAAAUGAUAACGCAUAUGUCUUCCGCUGAUGUAGGGAGAGCGCUUAAUAAACAAAACUCCAUUGGUUGGACGCCACUUCUUAUUGCUUGUCACAGAGGACACAUGGAACUUGUAAACACACUACUUACAAAUCAUGCUAGGGUAGACGUGUUUGAUGUAGAAGGAAGAUCAGCGUUACACUUGGCUGCCGAGCACGGAUACCUGCAGGUUUGCGAUGCAUUACUGACAAAUAAAGCUUUCAUCAAUUCCAAAGCGAGAAACGGCAGAACUGCUCUACAUUUAGCUGCUAUGAAUGGAUACACGCAUUUGGUUAAAUUUUUAAUAAGAGAUCAUAACGCAAUGAUAGAUGUUCUUACUUUGAAAAAACAAACUCCAUUGCACUUAUCAGCAGCCAGUGGACAAAUCGAAGUUUGCAAACUAUUACUCGAACUAGGUGCUAAUAUUGACGCCACAGAUGAAUUAGGUCAAAAACCUAUACAUGCGGCCGCGCAAAAUAAUUAUUCUGAAGUCGUCCAGUUAUUUCUACAGCAGCAUCCUAAUUUGGUUAUGGCUACGACUAGAGAUGGAAACACUUGUGCACAUAUAGCUGCCAUGCAGGGUUCCGUGAAAGUGAUAGAGGAAUUGAUGAAAUUCGACAGAACUGGUGUCAUAUCCGCUCGGAACAAAUUGAAUGAUUCUACUCCUUUACAACUGGCAGCAGAAGGCGGUCAUGCAGAUGUAGUUAGAGUGCUAGUGAGAGCAGGCGCAUCCUGUACCGAUGAGAACAAAGCCGGACUCACGGCUGUUCAUCUUGCGGCAGAACACGGACAUACGAAUGUAUUGGAUGUGAUGCGAUCUACAAAUACACUUCGCAUUUCUAGCAAAAAGUUAGGUCUUACUCCUUUGCACAUAGCUGCUUAUUAUGGACAAGCAGAAACAGUACGUGAGCUGUUAUCCCACGUGCCUGGAACAGUAAAAUCUGAAGCUCCAACAGGCGUGUCUCUUGUGCCCGUAGUUGGCUCAGAAUCUGGUUUAACACCCUUACAUUUGGCGGCAUACAACGGCAAUGAAAAUGUCGUACGCUUGUUACUUAAUUCUUCUGGGGUACAGGUUGAUGCAGCUACCAAUGAAAAUGGUUUCAAUCCACUACACCUGGCCUGCUUUGGUGGACACAUGUCUAUAGUUGGUUUAUUAUUGAGUAGAUCUGCAGAACUAUUACAAAGUACAGAUAGGCACGGAAAAACUGGUCUCCAUAUCGCAUCUACGCAUGGUCACUACCAAAUGGUGGAAGUUUUACUUGGACAAGGGGCAGAAAUAAACGCAACCGAUAAGAAUGGAUGGACCCCGUUACAUUGCGCGUCUAAAGCCGGGUAUUUAAAUGUUGUAAAACUAUUGUGCGAAUCUGGAGCAUCACCAAAAAGUGAAACUAAUUUGAAUUGUGCACCUAUUUGGUUCGCUGCUUCAGAAAAUCAUAACGACGUUCUUGAGUAUUUACUGCACAAGGAACACGAUACUCAGUCACUUAUGGAUGACAAACGAUUUGUGUAUAAUCUAAUGGUGUGCUCGAAAAACCACAAUAAUAUUCCUAUUGAGGAAUUUGUUUUGGUAUCUCCAGCACCCGUAGAUACCGCAGCGAAACUCUCGAAUAUAUACAUCAAUUUAUCUACUAAGGAAAAGGAGCGUGCCAAAGAUCUUAUAGCAGCGGGUAAACAAUGUGAAUCCAUGGCCACUGAAUUGUUAGCAUUAGCGGCUGGAGCCGACUCAGCUGGUCAUAUACUCACCGCAACUGAUAAUAGGAAUGUUGAAUUCUUAGACGUUUUAAUUGAAAAUGAACAGAAAGAAGUUAUAGCCCAUACUGUCGUCCAGAGAUAUCUUCAGGAACUCUGGAGAGGGAGUCUCAAAUGGUCGGGCAUCAAAAUCAUGUUCCUCUUUGUCGCAUUCAUAAUUUGUCCACCAGUUUGGUUGGUGUUUUCUCUUCCAUUAGGCCAUAAAUAUAAUAAGGUUCCAAUAAUUAAGUUCAUGUCUUAUCUAACGUCUCAUAUUUACCUCAUGAUACUGUUAGCUCUAGUAGCCAUAAUGCCUAUUUAUAAUUCAAUAUUUAGAGAUACGUUAGUACCGAGGUGGUAUGAAUGGGUAUUACUCAUUUGGUUGAGUGGUCUUUUACUUUUUGAACUCACAAACCCAAGUGAUAAAUCAGGCCUUGGCUGGAUCAAAAUGGCCGUGUUGUUACUCGGAAUGAUAGGAGUCGCCACUCACGUCAUCGGAUGGAUUAGCGUUAUGUCCAAAUACUGGCCCACUCUUAUGUAUUGUAGAAAUCAAUGUUUUGCAUUAUCUUUUUUACUAGCUUGUGUCCAAAUAUUAGACUUUCUGUCUUUCCAUCAUCUAUUUGGGCCUUGGGCAAUUAUUAUCGGGGAUCUAAUGAAAGACUUAGGUAGGUUCCUUGCAGUCUUAGCUAUAUUCGUAUUUGGAUUUUCAAUGCAUAUUGUGGCUCUUAACCAGCCAUUCAGAAAUAUAGAGAAACCAGCAGAUAUAACUCAUGCAAAACAAAUGAGAAGGAAACUUUUCUCCGACGUGACGAUGCUUCCGCCCAUGUCGUUCGAGCUGCUAUUCUUCGCGGUGUUCGGUCAGACGACUACGGACCAGACGAGGAUACAUCGCGACGAUAACUUACAACCGCAGUGGACCCAGUACUUGUUCAAGGUCGUGUUCGGGACGUACAUGCUGGUGUCUGUGGUGGUUCUGAUCAAUCUGCUCAUUGCUAUGAUGUCAGACACGUACCAGAGGAUCCAGGCUCAAUCUGAUAUAGAAUGGAAAUAUGGCUUGUCCAAAUUGAUCAGAAACAUGCAUCGGACUAAUACUGCGCCCGCGCCCCUUAACUUGGUCACGACUUGGCUCAUGUGGAUUAUUGCCAAGUGCAAAGACCGAAUGAACAAGAAGAAGCGACCGAGCUUAGUGCACAUGAUAGGGCUCCAAAGAGGGGACCAGAUGAGCGCGCGUUCCAAAGCUGGGGCUAAAUGGCUCUCCAAAGUCAAAAGAGGCCAGGUUGUUCCUAAAGAUUCAACUCGACUGUCCGUCGUGCACCUUAGCCCUCUGGGUUCUCAGUUGAGCUUCAACAACACGACGAGAAUAGUAAACGUUGUAGACUGGGAGAUAAUAGCGAAGAAGUACAGGGCUCUGAUGAGAGACGAACCUGAAGAUCUAGUGCCCAAGGAGAACGAAGCAGAAGCUGGUGAUGAUACGUCAGAAGUAAUACCAAACAACGUUGCUGCGGCUCCGCCGUGAACCAAUGUUGACCUCUAUUUGGUUCUAGCAACGUCUGACGGUCAAGUGGAUCAUGCCGUAAAUGUGGCAUUAAAAUAUAAAAAAAAGAAGAAAUGAUCGUAGACAUAAGAUAUGGUAAAGAUAAGAAGCAAAAAAUAUACCCAGGAUUGUGAAUUGUGAUGUAUAUAAAGAAAGUGUAAGGCAUCGUGUUUAAUUAUGGCUCGCUGCUUACAACAUUUAUUUGAUCAUCUGAAUGUUCUAGGAAAAUAAAAAGCGGACCCUGUUACAAAAAAAUUUCAAGUAAUUGAAAAUUCCUUUUAAUCUGACAACAUAGCUGUUUACGAAUCAGGAAUUAAUUAUAGAUAAUUUUUCGAUCUUUGUUUUGGAUCUUUUCUAAUUUUUUUAUGGUUUUUAACGUUUUCUAUUCAUUAUAAUGCCACUUGAUUGGUUUGGUUAAAUCUUAUAUUGAUUCUUUUUUUCAAUACCCAAAUUGUACGUUUUAAUUUUAGAUCAAUGAAAGUCGUAGCCAAAUAUAUGUAGCUUCGUAAAAAGAGAACUUUCUACAUCAGGCGCAUGUCAAUACGUUUAUUAUAUACUAUCCUAUAGAUAUGCGACCCAGGGUUAGAUAUAUGAUCGCAGUGCAUUACGUGAAUCUAACUUCCGAGCCUCCAGAUUGCUUUAAGACUUUUUAAUAUCAUUGUACGGAUAAAAUGUAAAGGCACAAUUGACGGACAUAAUGCUUAUGCAUUUUAUAGUCAAUCUUUAAGUUAAGCAGAAAACUUAAGUGGUAAUCGUGAUUUGUACAUAAAUACACUGAAGAAACGAAAAUUGUGGAACGAAAGAUUCAUAUGAGAUGAAUUAAGUAUCUACUUAUUUUUUUGUUCUGUAAAAAGCAAUAAGAAAGAAUAUUUUGAGACAAAUAAUUAAGAAGUAGGUAGAAUUAAGAAGAAGGAAAAUGUAGAAAAAAAAAUUUAUCACUUAAAUUUGUAACACAGGCCUCUGGUAGGUAAGAAUUUUGAAAUAAGAUAUUUUGUAAUUGAGACAGUUUGUAAGUAAGUAAACUUUGAAGUCGUCAAAAAGUAAUUUUUGUAAAUGAACUUAUCUUUUUGUCUUUAGCGUGGAAAUUAUGUAAAUAAAUGAGAUUUGAAAUAUCAGUCUGUAGUUGUUACACGUUUACUUUCAAUGUUUUGAUAAACAGAAUUUUAGUUUCAGAUUCAUAG